This is a messenger RNA of Calliphora vicina (urban bluebottle blowfly), 5137 nucleotides long. RefSeq lists its product as uncharacterized. The transcript has 7 exons. The record is from RefSeq and is a predicted model, not a curated record. Bases 1739 to 4483 code for a protein of 914 amino acids. Lineage: Eukaryota; Metazoa; Arthropoda; Insecta; Diptera; Calliphoridae.
UUUACGAACAAAUAACGGCGCGUUAAGUUAAAGUUGUGUUGUAUUAUUAAAUACAAGUAAAUUAAACAUAAAAGAAAACAAAAAAAAAAAAACAGUGUUUAUUUAAUGCAAUAAUACUUUACAAUAACAGAAAGUGCAGUUGAAUGAAUAAUAUUUAUAACAACAUAAAUAAAGUAAAUAAAAACCACAAAACACUAAAUAAAAAAUAAGAAAAAGUGCAAGCUUAUGUUUAAAACAAAAAAAAAAUAAAGGAAGUGCAGCAGCCAUUUAAAUAAAUAAAUAGGAAAGAAAUACAACUCAACUCAAAACUUCUAAAGAAUAAUUAAAAAGUGAUAGAUAUUUAAAGGAAAUCCAACUAAUUCAAAGAAUUAUAGGAUAAUUUAAGAAAAUCUAAGGAAAAAGACCCCCCUUUGAGUUGUUAAAUUGUUUCCAUUUUGUUAAUGGUGCGUUUUUUUCUCUCAUUAGAUUUUUUUGUUGUUGUUUUGAAUCAAAACUACAUUUUUUUUGUGCUUCUAUGCAUGAGAGUAGUUCCCCAACAGUGUGAGAGAGUUGCUUAAAUGAAAUUGUUAGUGUAAAGUUUAUGCUGCAAACCUACAGAGCAAACGAAAUAUCAAAAAAAAAACCGGUUACUUGGCUAUAAGCUGCUCCUCUAAACAAAAAAUAAAACAACAUUAAAUUUAAACAAAAAUACCAGCAACAACAAUUUUAUGUUGUAUGUUUUCGCCUUUCGUCUACAAAAACAACGAUCAUAACAACAGUACUAGCAACAACAACAACGAAAACGAAUAUAUUUUUUUGGUUUUAUUUUCUUGUUCAUAAAUUCCAUUAAGCCAAACAAACAAACAAACGAACGAAUCCCGAACCAUCUAAACAAAAAGAAACAAACAAAAAACCAAAAACAACAACCACCACAGCAAUUAUAUUUAAAAAAAAACAACAUAUUCAAUUUAUGUAAAAAUACAACAACAUUGUAAAGUGUUUACAAAAAUAACAAAAACAACAACAAAAAAUACUAGUGUGUAUUUGGCCCUUACGGCCAAAGUAACAAAAACAAAACUUGUAAAAGCAGAAAAUUUAACAUUUACAAAAACAAAAAAAAACUCCAAAAAGAAGAAGAAGCGUUAAAAACCAACUACGGUAUUUUAGAAAUUUUGUUUAAAUUUAUAAUAUUGUUUUACAACAAGUGUUUUUACAUAAAGAAAUUACUUUUAAAAAAAGUUAAGCAUCAGUUUUUGUUAAAAAAAACCAGAUAAACAGAUUUUAUUUUGUUUGGUUUCAUUCUUUUCUAAUAAUUCAUUUGUUGUGGAUUUAAGUUCAACCAUAUUUUGCUGAGAGCCAGUCAUUUGUUGUUGGCUAUUAUAUCAACAGGCGUUGUUUUAAUUAAUAUGUAGAAGACACGUUUUUUCCAUUUAAUAAUUAAUAAAUAAUACCGGUAAUAAAAUAGGAUUCUCUUGGCAAUUCUUAUGAUACUUUUCCAAUUGACUGAGAUGUGCAACAAUAAAAGUUCUGUGGAAAAUCUGAAAACAGCAUUAAUUUGUUAAAUAUACUUCUGCUAACGCUUUACUUAUACAAAAUUAUUAUGUGUGUAAUAAUAACUAUUACAACAUUUAAUUGUAACAACAAACACACACAUUUAUUAUAAACCAAGAAAACAAAUAAAGAAGUGUGAACCGCUCACAAAAAAAAUCUCCAAAACAAAACCCAGUACAAAAUAAUAAAACAAAAAUAAUAUUCAAAAAUGGAUACAACAAAUUUAGCCGCACAGGAAACCAUGUCCAAAGAUGAAGUAGAUUUUGUUAAAGUCGCCCAUAAUAACAACAAUCAUAAUCUUAAUAACAAUGUAAAUGUAAAUAAUGUAACAAACAAAGUGCCAAAAACACCAAUUAAUCACAACCAACCGCAGCACAGCAGCAGCAAAACGCCAAAGGAACGUUUAACAAUAUUUGGAUUUAGUAAAAAAUCCAAAUCCCUGGAUGAACACAAAUUGAAAAAAGACAACAAGACACAGGAAAAAGAAAAGGAAGCUAACACAGAUUCUGGAUUCCCCUGCCAGCCCACACCGGUGCCCAUAGGUACACCGCCACGUCACAAUAAAUUCGUUAAAAGCUCAUCGAUAUCACGUUUGCUGGGCAACACCUACAAUGCCAAAAAGUUCGAUAAGGACGAGAAGAAAAUGUCAGCGGGUAAAUUUAAUACUUAUGGCGGCCGACGUCGUACGAGUGGUCCCUAUUUGGAACGAUUUAAACGUUAUGCCAAAGAUGAUGCCGAUGUGACAGCAGCGUCUGUCGUAUUAAUCGAAAAGACGACGUCAACAACGUCAAGUGCAUGUGGUUCGGAUAAGCAGGAUGAAAUGUGGACUUUGGAACAUUUUCAUGAAUCACGCAGCGAUGAUUUGGGUUCAAAGGCUAUGCGUACGUUAUCGAGAGGUCUGGGUAAACUGUGGUGGAAACGUACACAUAGUGUGGAUAUAAGUUUGCCGGAUCCUGAAUUUAAGGUGUCAUAUUUGGGCAACGUUUUGACGGGAUGGGCGAAGGGCGAAGGUUGUGUGGAAAAGCAGUUAAACACAUUGUGGCGCAAUUACACACAAAACAACAAGCCCGAUGUGAUAAUGCGCCUGAAAGUAUGUGCCUCUGGUUUGAAAGCCACAACCAGACAACACGGACUAACGGAAUAUUGGGCCAAUCGUAUCACACAUUGCUGUGCACCAAAGAACUAUCCCAGAGUCUUCUGUUGGAUCUAUCGCCAUGAGGGCCGUAAACUAAAACACGAGCUGAGAUGUCAUGCGGUGUUGUGUAGUAAAGAGAAGCAAGUGCAAGAAAUCUGUGAUACUUUAAAGGCCAAUCUUGAGUGUGCUCUGCGUGAAUUUAAACGUGAGAAAAUUCUCAAACAGAAUGCUCGCUUAAGUCUUGCAAACGCCGUCUACGAUAAUCCCAGUUUACCGCGGCGAAAGAUCUUGCUAAGUGUGGGCAGCAAUAACUAUCGCCCGCCUUUGGAGAGAUCCAAAUCGGCACCCAAAUUAAUGGCCAUAGAAGAGGCUAUUGGGGAGGAGGGUGAGGAAGUCGAAGAAACCAAUGAACCUGAAAUGAAACCAUGCUGUCAAAAGGACUCUCUUUAUCCGGCCAUGACUUUAGGCAGAAGACGUUGUCGCCGCGGCCAUUCUAUACGUAGAACGGGUAAAUUAAGACCUGUCAGUUGUGGCUCCUCGGACAGUCCCUGUUGUGGCAAACUACAACAGCAGCAGUCUUUAAUUGAAACCAAAGAUUUAAAAGAACCAGAGAAGGCGAAAAAACAGGGAGACACCAAUUAUGGCUCCGAUGAUUCGGAUGAUUUUGAGAAGAUAUUAAAACACAAUGAUUACGAUACCAAUGCUUCCCUGACCAAUGAAUUGUUGCCCUAUUUCGAGAGACAGCUAAACAAAAACAUCAGCAAUAGCUGCGGCAGCCUGAGUGACCUUAAAGAUGAGGAAAGCGGAGUACAUGAAGAGGAACCUUUAAGUUUAUUGCCCUGCAUAAACAAUGAUCCCAAUGCUGAUCCUCUCAAUGAUUUCAAUCCCAAUCAUUUGAUUGAAAAUCCCGAAGAAGAUCCAGAACAAAUGGUUACCCUGAGACGGGCCGGCGUAAGCAGUGAUGGUGAAGAUGAUUUUUUGGGUGAAGAAGAGGAUGAUAUGUAUUUCCGACAGGCGGCUAUUUUAACUAUGUUGCAUCGCCAUUCUAUGCGUAAAAUGGCCAAUCUUUCUUUAAGCAGUGAUGAGGGCAGCAGUAGCUUGGAAACCAACUCCAGUGGUGUAAUGGAACAUCGUUAUAAACAUCAGUUACAGUCUUCUAUAUCUUCUGAAGCCUCCUCGGCUUCUUCCACACCCCAACAUGCGGCUAACAAGCGUAUUAGCGCCGACAGUGCCGAUGAGGGUUCCAUUUCAAGCGGUUGUGAAACUGCCAGCACGGUCACCAAUAAUCAAGAUGAUUUGUCUUUAAAAUACAGACAAACCCUACAACAAUACCACAAUGAAGCGGAACACGAUUUAGAGCAGCCCUCUUCUUUGGACUCGCCAUCCUUAACCACUGACGAAAUCUUUGAACGUUUACAAAAUCGCAAUAACAGUGAUGCAGCCACUACUUUCAGCAGUUCCAGUUCUAUAACGCUCAAAAUGAGCUCUUCCCCCACUAACUCUCUAAGUGGCCUUAAUUUACCGGAGGAUAGUCCCAAGCUAUCACCCUCUAACAGCACCAUAUCAAUCAAUAAUAGCCAGCGACCCAGACGUUCGAGACGGCAGCGUGAUGUCAAGCUAGACUCGGAUUCAGAGUGCAGCGAUGAAUCGGGUUAUGUGGAGUAUCAGGAGAGAGAGAAGUGUACGAAUAAUAAGUUAGAACAACCAAAGCCUCAAUUACCUACAAAGCCUCAAAUACCACCAAAACCUAUGCCCCGAAGAUUUAUCAAUAUACACAAUAAUACAACAGCAACAAUACCCACAACAACAACGGUUUAGGGUGAUGUUUCCAACGGCAGUAGAAAAAAAAUAUUGUUGAACUUUUGUUUGGCAAAAACAAAUUAUAAAGAUGUUAAAGAGUACCCGGGAAAAUGUUUUAGAACGAACUACUUUAGAUUCUUUAAUGACAGCUUUACUUCUGGAACCAGUUCUGUGGAACGCUAUUGUGGUUCUACGCAUAUAUUCCAAAACCUUUCUCGUGACAGUUUCAAACAAAAAUCACUUACGGAAGAACUAGUUCUUGAACUGUUUCUAAGAAUGUGUGUCUGCCUGCUAGUUCAGAGGCUGACAAUUUCAAACAAAAAUCAUGGAUUAAAGAACUGGUUCCAGCUAGCUCCGCAAUACAUCUUUAGAAUCAGGUUCUGGAGAUGACAAUUUCAAACAAAAAUCAUUGAUCCCAACGCCAAACAAUAACGAGUACUGGCUAUAUAUUAGUUGUGGAACUAAUAUCAUUUUUCCUGGGUAGUAACUUUUUUAAAUUCAAAAUUAUGUGAUUUUUAUAUUAAAUUUUCAAGGUUAUAAAACCUUACAAUUUCUCAAAUCUUUUACAAUCUAUUACAAUUCAUUUUGCAUAAACUUUUUAGCUUGUUAUUCUUUAGAAAUGUUGUCAUAAAUACGAUUUUAUUUAGGGGAAAACCAACAAAUAUUUGUUUU